AUGAGCUCCCAAUCUAUCGAAGAAGCACCAAAGAAUAUCGUCGUAUGGAUCCGAGAUAACCUCGGUAUUAGUCACCAGAAAGGCGAAGAUGGGCGAAUUUGUCAGGUCGUUCAUCGUCGAGAGCUCAACCCGACGAAUCGGCGGGAACCUUUGAUGAGGCGCCUAGGUCGCAGGAUGGGCAUUCAACAGCAGCCUGAACUUCCUUCCUAUGUCACUGCAGCUGCAAAAGCGUACGAGUACGUCAAGGAAAACUAUAGAAAAGGGGGUCGAGUUGUAAUACUUGCAGAUAGCGAUGUCAGCCCGGAUGGUGUUAUAAAUGCGGCUCGAUUGCUGGCUAAAUGCUUGUUUGAAGACUGCCCACCACCCGAUCGAGUAGAAGGGUUAUUACAUUUCAAACCGAAUGAUGCGGGCCAAAACCGGAUACCUAUAAAGUCUGACAUCUUUGGAGUAUCGGGGUUCAGUGACUCGGGACAGCAUGUGACGGUUCUGAACGAGGACCUGCAAGCAAAGUUUUCUUCUUUCUCGAUAGAGCAUAUUAUAUGCUGGAAUUGUGAUGACAAGUCUUUUUCAAGUUGUCAUACCGCUCUUACCCCUGCUGGACAUGUCAAAUCUAAAAAGGCAAGUGAGGUAUGCCUUUGUCGUGAUGAUUAUCCACGAUGGUUUGGUCUCCAAAUGUAUCUCACCAAGGAGUUCAUCGAUUAUAUACCAGAAUAUGUUCCUAACUGGGACAUUAUGGAUAAUCUAGUGUGGGAAAAAGACUUCCAACCCAUGGCUGAAUCGGAGGACACAUCACAAGGUAGGCCAGAAAGUGAGGAGACAACUCCUUUACCCGGAACGAGAGGGGAACGACCUGCGGGAGCCCAUUCUACUCAAUUGAGAAAGUACAAUUGGGAGGACAACGACUCGAGAAAUAUGCGAAGUUGUCUUUUGUGGGAAGCUUACUACGAUUAA
Molecule: messenger RNA, 951 nt
Organism: Rhizoctonia solani
Lineage: Eukaryota; Fungi; Basidiomycota; Agaricomycetes; Cantharellales; Ceratobasidiaceae
Exons: 10
Coding region: 1-951 (316 amino acids)
Source: RefSeq, a predicted model, not a curated record